This is a messenger RNA of Rotaria sp. Silwood1, 582 nucleotides long. Lineage: Eukaryota; Metazoa; Rotifera; Eurotatoria; Philodinida; Philodinidae. The record is from the annotation of a GenBank genome assembly.
AUGGACAGCAGAAAAAUUCGAAAACAACGAAAUUCGACGGAUUUAACUCCAAAAGAAUUGGCCAUGUUAAGAUCAGUUUCACAUUUAAGUGAUAAAGAAAUCAAAUUAUGGCAUAAUGAAUUUCUUCGUAAAUAUCCAACGGGUAAAAUCGAUAAAGAUAAAUUUAUUGAAACUUAUAAAGAACUUUAUCCUCAAAAUGAUACACUUUUUUCAUGCAAUACCUUAUUUGAUGUAAUAGAUACAAAUCAUGAUGAAACAAUUGAUUUUAAUGAAUUUCUUUUUCUUGCUGCUGUUGGUAAUCGUACUGGUAGUUUAGAAGAACGACUUGAUAUUGUAUUUGAUUUAUGGGAUGUAUCUAAUGAUGGACUUCUUGAUCAAAAUGAAUUAGCUCAUCUUAUAUCAGCUAUGUAUGAUCGUGCUGGAGUAAAGAAUCGUCAAGGUGAUCAAGAUCCACAUAAACGAGCAAAAGAAAUAAUUAAAAAACUCGAUAUAACUGGUGAUAAAAAAUUAAAUAAAGAUGAAUUUAUAAAUGGAUGUAAAAAUGAUGAAGUAAUUAGAAAACUUCUCAUCCCUGAUCCUUAA